Messenger RNA from Haliotis rufescens (red abalone), 3514 nucleotides. RefSeq lists its product as uncharacterized. NCBI's taxonomy places the organism in Eukaryota, Metazoa, Mollusca, Gastropoda, Lepetellida, Haliotidae. Gene Ontology annotation, molecular function: ATP binding; zinc ion binding; DNA ligase (ATP) activity. The coding region runs from base 164 to 1783 and encodes 539 amino acids. The record is from RefSeq and is a predicted model, not a curated record. The transcript is spliced from 16 exons. Gene Ontology annotation, biological process: DNA recombination; DNA repair.
CGUUUCCUGCAGUGGACUUCUGCGAACAUGUAUCGACACGAUAACAGGGCUAUGAUUCGCUGUAUAUAUAGCCCUGGAAGCGAGUCUCAGUUAGACAAACGCUACACUUCGAACAGGGAACUAGCUAGCCAAAGCAAACUCAGCAACCACAAAAUCCCGCAUUAUGCCUCCUUCAAAACAGAAGUGCAAGUAUUGGGAAAAAUGUUUCCGCAACUCCGAGAUGCACCGAAAACAGUUCUUGCAUCCGUCGGAUGAUGAAGAGGCGAAAGAGGAGAAGGGGGAGAAGGAAGACACUGGAAAAAAAGAGGAUGUCACAAAGAAAGCAGGAGCACCAAAGGAAAAGAUUGGCGGUGCCUCUGCAGAACCAAAAACCCCGAAGAAGUUGGUAAAGAUGGGCGGUGCCCCCAAAGCAGAGGAGGACGAUAUGGACACGACGCCAGCGAAAGAAGUGAAAACAUUGAAGAAGAAAACACAUGCCAUGAGUCAGAGUGAUGGAGAAGAUGAGGAGCAGGAUGAGCCAGUUGCUGCAUCUCCAUCCAAGAAAACCAAGACAGAGUCGGAGGACAAGGAGGAUGAGGGGGCGGGGCCGAGUGUGGUGAGGAAGGUCCGACUGAGAUGCAAGUACUGGGACGAGUGUUACCAGACAGGCAAUGCUCAUAUCAAGCAGUACAUACACCCUGGAGACUACGACGCUCCUGAUGAUGAAGAGCUCGAAAAGAGGCAGACAAGAACAAAGAUGAAGGCCCCGAUCAAUGAGAUGAAGGAUGGAGAGACUAUUGAUGUUGAUACAUUCAGGAUCAAUAGGACAGGCGACACCUAUACCUGCACUUGUCCCAUGUGGAAGAAGCAGAAGGAUACCCCGGAUGCCAGGACGUGUAAGCAUCUCAUGGAGUACCUCGGAGAAGAAUUCGAGAACAAAAGGACUGACAAACCAGCCAAAAAGAAGAAGGCUCACAUCCCUGGUCACAUCAGUGUCAGCGUCCUCCUGGCCCAGAAGUAUGACCCAGAGGCAGUGAACCCAGUUGGAUGGUGGAUCAGUGAAAAGCUGGAUGGAGUUCGAGCAUUUUGGAAUGGAAGAUGUUUCUACUCCAGACUGGGCAAUGCUUUCAUUGCACCGGAGUGGUUCACAAAGGAUCUGCCGACAGACAUGCACUUGGAUGGUGAACUGUUUGGUGGGCGUGGCAAGUUUCAGUCGACUGUCAGCAUCGUUAAGACACCUGAGGACGAAAGGUGGAAGAAGAUCUCAUAUCAUGUAUUUGAUGUUCCAAACCUAGAAAAACAACCCUUUGAGAAACGCUAUGAAGAACUCCAGGGGUACUUCGACAAAGCCAAACCGAAAUAUGCAAUACUGUGUGAGCAGACCAAGUGUACGAGCAAGGAACAUGUUGAGGAAGAGCUUGAGAAGGCCCUUGGCCUUGGCGGAGAGGGUGUGAUGUUGCGAGAACCCAAGUCGAAGUACGAGAGACGGCGGUCACCGACACUGUUGAAGAUGAAGAAGUUCCAUGAUGCAGAGGCUGUAGUCAUAGGCCACGAGAAGGGAAAAGGGAGGAAUCAGUUUGUGUGUGGGGCACUUCGCUGUCGCAUGGAGUGUGGAAAGGAAUUCUCUGUAGGCUCUGGCCUGAGUGAUGCACAGCGGCGGAAACCCCCAAAGAUUGGCGCCAUCAUCACCUACCGAUUCCAGGAAUAUACGAACAGCGGCUCACCUCGGUUCCCCACAUUUGUUGGAAUCAGAAUUGAUGCAGAUGGACCUAAAGAUGUAAUACUUCCCGACAAACCCGAGUGAUGACAGACUUGUUAAGGGGAAUGUGAAACACUGCCAAACACAAAGACAAGCCUUGACAAGAGUUCAUGCAUUCAUUGAUCAGAGAUCUUCAUACAACAUCAAGGCACUGUUACAUCAAGUUGCUUCUUUUGAGAAGUGUUGUCAGCACCAAGUGGACCAAGUGGAUCAUGAAUGAAUCUUGUUUUAUGCUGCAAUAUUCAAAUUUUACACUACCUACAUGUCAGGACCAGGAAAACAGUCUCUGCAUGAGCAACGGCCAGGCACCAUGACACAGAAUCAUUCAGAUCAUUCAUUGUAACCAUAUCCUCAUUAAUCAACCCUUAUGACAAGAAAAGUGUUCUGUGAAACCCGAAAUCUCCACUUGAAAAAUUAUUACCUUUUUAACUAUGUCUGUUCGUCAUAAUGUUUAGUUUAUUGAAUUAUAUCAUAAUAAAAUGGCUGAUCUGGUCUACGAGAUAUUGAUGCAGACACUCUGGUGACUCAAUGAGAUGAAAACAUAGGGAGUAACAAUUUUGCUCAAGUGCCAGGGUAUCAUGGGAAAAAAACUCAUAAAAAACAUUUUAUGUGUGCUUCAGACAAUAUUCAUCCAUAAACAAGGCAUCAUAUAUAUAUUUGUCUGGUAAAAAUAACAGGCAGACAGUUUUGGGGAUUGAGUUUGGGGUGGAUGGAUAUUUUGUUUUAAUCUGUCCCAGAAAAUACUGAAAUAUAAAUUUGUCCCAAGUUUUUAAAAAUGCACUUGUUUAGUGGACAUUCUAAAAUAAUUGGUCCUGCUUCAAAUAAAUUAACCUCUCCCCCGAAAUUCCAAGUCCCUCUCAGAAAACUAAGUGGUCGGUUCCUUUGUUUCUGGGUGGGUGUUCAGUUUGUCUUAUCCAUUCAUGUACUUAGCAAUAGUGUUGAGUGACAGGUGUCACAGUCCACAUGAUGUAUAUUACAGUGUAUGUGUGUGUGUGUUUUUUAGAAGAGAGAUAUCAUUAGCAUUGUUAUUGUCUUUUCACUUACACCGUUUGCCUUUCAUUCAUGAAUAUCAUUUUACGAUAUAUUUAUCGUUAUUGAGUAUCUAUUUAAAUGAAUUUUAAUAUUUAUUCAGUACUUUUGAUGUGCAUAUUUUUAUCAUGUCAUCCUGUUAAUGUAAUGUGUCAUAUACAAAAUUGUUUGUUUAAAUUAUUUUCUAGAUUUAUAAAAUUUCUAUGCAAUUUUUGCAUAAAUUUUGUGAUAAUUGCAAUCUCGUUAAAAUCAGAUCUAAGUUCUCGCUGAACUAAACAAAGCUAAGAUCUGAUUUUAAUGACAUUGGAGAUAAUUGUAUAAUACUGUAACAAAUAAUCCAUCCAAUGCUGUUGAAAAGUGCCAUAAGUACCUAUAUAUUUAGUGUAUCAGUACUUGAGAUGUCUGGGUCUGGUUUUCACCGUCCAACAGAAUGAUGUUUGUACCUCCUACACUUCAGCAAACCGUUAAGAAAGUCAGUGUUUGUUUUGUUUUCUUGGUAUUGUUAGCAUAAUAAAAUUACAAAUGUGAUAUUGUAUUAAGUCUGUUUUUAGGGGUAAAUAUGUUUGUGAUAUUGUUAGAGAUGCUACUUUGAUCGUUAUUACCCAUUACCAUGUUGAACAUUUACCACCAUAUUCCAUUGCUAUGAAAGAGUGUACAGUGGAGAGCCAUCAACUCAUUUGCUCCGAAUAAUUUUUAUUUUCAUGUUGUUUUUACUUGUAUUAUUUACAAAUAAACAAAUUGAUCAGG